Cylindrotheca closterium is the source of this 1698-nucleotide messenger RNA. The record is from the annotation of a GenBank genome assembly. Lineage: Eukaryota; Bacillariophyta; Bacillariophyceae; Bacillariales; Bacillariaceae.
AUGCCAUCCUCGGAUAACCAAGUCAAUGAGGCUGCCGAUGCGUCACGUAGCCGGUUCUCUAAAGACUUGGUGGUUGUCUCCGCGUACAGGCCAAACCCCCCGGGUAAGGGCGAAUCUACGGUAUGGGCGCAACCCCGCAGCUUCUUCCGCUCUCAAGGCAGACAGCGUGAUCCAAGGGAGGCGUUUAUGGUGGACCUUUUACGUGCGAUCACCCAAUGGCGCGACGAAGGGUGCGAAGUGAUCGUGGGCGUGGACGCUAAUGAGGAUGUCUCCUCAUACCAGGAUUCCUCUUUUCGCCAGCGACUUUGUGGCAUAGGAUUGGAGGAAGCAAUCCUACAACGUCAUCCAAGUCGAACUGCGGCAACCCAGCAUCGCAACAAACGUGGCAGACCCAUUGAUGGUAUUUUUGCAACUUCCGGAGUGGUGAUUAAAGCGGGUGGUUACUACAACUUUGAUGAAUUUUUCUCCUGUGAUCAUCGCGGUCUGUGGAUCGAUAUUGAUUUGGAACGGUCCCUUGGCAGCUAUCGUCCGGAGAAGACACCAUAUAAGCCUCGCAAAUUAACGAUGCUUGACACUGCGGCCGUUCGUUGCUAUCUCCAGCUGGUUCACCAAGGCUAUGACGUGUACUCCAUUCCAUCGCGGUUGGAGCAGCUUCAUAGACGAUUAACAUUAAACAGUGGGAUUAUGACUGAGAAAAUGGGACGCCAGUAUAACUGCUUGCACAAGCAGACGUACGAUAUUUGUCGGAAAGCGGAAGCGAGGUGUCGAAGGGUUACGAAUGGGGCUGUCCCGUGGUCUCCUCAGAUCCAAAACUUUUGGGACCGCCAGUCCCUCUGGAAGCUACUGCUGAAGGGAAGGAAGCAAUGUCGAGUCAGCUCGCGGAAAAUCCGUCGCCUUAUGAAGAAGACUAAGUUGCCCGACGCCUGGAAGAAGACUACGGCUGAAUUGGAGACGGCAUUGCGUAAUGACAGGAAAGAGUACUUGCAUGCCAAGAAAAACCACGCGGUUACAUGGCGCAAGGAGUUCUUGACUAUUCAAGUGAAGCAAUCUAAGAAGAAACAAUGGACAUCGCGCAAGGCUAGAGAUCGCUUUUUGAGGUUACGGCGGAUGAAGCAACGAGAGGAGGUGAGACGCCGCCGCCGCGCCCAGUCAAAAGGAUCUACCGGUGGUUUGCAAGCGAUUCAAGUUGAGGAGCAGUUACCUACCGGACAAGUGGACCUUCGAACUCUCACUGACCGGAGACAAGUUGAGCAAGGGUGCAUGCAGGAAAAUCGCGCACGGUACGACCAGACUCGAUCGCCCUAUACGACUCCUCCCAUGGACGAACCCUUGUAUUCAAUGUUCACCGGGGCGGAUGCAGAGAGGAACUCCCACGCCCUUCUGGAGGGCCGCCUUCCAAUGCCGGAUGGGAUUGAUUCUUACACUCAGUCAUUCCUGGAACAGUGCCGUUUCCAUCAAGGGCACUCUAUGAUCCCGAUGGAAGUGUCGCCGGACGAUCAUACUUACUUCUGGUCCCGUAAUCCAGAGAAUAAGGGCUCGGAACCACAUGGGCUUCAUAACGGGCAUUUCAAGGCUGGGAUCUAUUCUCCUACGGUGGCCCAAUGCGACGCUCUCUUCCGCCACGUACCCUUGACAACUGGGUUUGUCCCUGACAACUGGCGGCAUCUGAUGAAAAGAAGCCUGGAGACUUUCGGCUGA